GGCAGGCGCUCUCGAGUCCUGUCCUCCUCUCCCUCGUGCGUUAUGACCAGUAAUGGUGAUCAUUCUACGUUUACAUCCACACCUCCAUCAUCCAUCCUCGUCAAUGCUCGCGACGACCACAGCAAUCAUCGCCCGUCGCGACCUGCCUCGACUGCUACUUCGCCCAAACUGAACAAGCAGAUACAAACCGACAAGAUCUCGAAUGGCGAGAACCAUGUCGAUGAAGACACGAAUCUCUCCGAGGCCGAAACGGUCGUGCUUGAGAAACACGAGCCCAGUCAUCUCAAGAUGAUCAAGACGGAGCGCAGCGAAGAUGACCUGCGCUCCAUCAAGGAGGAUUCUCGCCUUUCGUCGCCCGCAAAAAAUGGCGAGAUGACCUUGCGCGACGAGCUUCCAGCCCCAAACGGUGCGAAACAUGGCUCCGAGCCCGAUGUGAAAAGCCCGCCGUCCACCUCGCCUAGUAGCCGCACCACGUCGCGACACACAAAAGAUACCAGCUCAACUGGUUCUGCCAGAUCUCCUGUAUUCUCUGCUACUUCGCCCACGCGACCCACGGGACGUGGACGUAGCGCCUCCACACUCGACUCCCGCAAACGCAAAGUGCGCGACGACUCCUACCCAAAGGGUUUGGAGCCUCCUCGGCAAAAAAUCAAGACGGAAGGCCAAAAGGAUCCGCGCUAUCCCAAUUCCCCUGCCACCCCCGGUUUUGGCCUCUCCCACAAGCGCUCCCAGUCCACCCAGUCCCUCGUUACCGGCACCACAGCCCGUCGCCGCAGAGAGCUUGCCAUAUCCACAGAUCGUAAGCAGUGGUCUGAUGAAAGCUCAGGCGACUCUUCGUCACCCCGCCCCACACAAACACCCAAUAUGCUACCCCACACACGAGUCAAACGGUCGGGACAUCGAGCGCUGACAUCGCCUGCCCGCACCAUGCCUCAUGCACGAAAGUUGGAUAAAUAUGGAGCCACUCAGCUUUCGAGGGAAAGCGAGCGCGGAAACCUCUCUGCUGUCAAAGAAGCUUACGAGGCGGCUCCGGAGGAACUAGACCAUGCUGACUUUGCAGGUUUUACACCUUUGCAAAAGGCUUCGUUGCAUGGCUGGGCCGACGUUGUCAAAUUCCUCAUCGCCAAAGGGUGCAGAACCGAUUGCGAAUCUCUGAAUCGCGACACACCACUUAUCGAUGCCGUGGAAAAUGGCCAUUUGGAUGUGAUUCGUUUGCUGCUAAACGAGGGCCGUGUGAACCCACAUCACCAGAACAAGAAAGGGCAACGUGCUAUUGACGUGCUAGACAACGAAGUGGAUGAUGCGGAAGAUAUCGAAAAGGAACUUCAAGCUGCUAUGCGACACCAUGUGGAUACAUCGACCAACGAAGAAUACGCGCAAUCCAGGUUGAGUCAGACCAAAACUGCGUCCCGAUUAUUAUAUAACGAGUACAAUACGGAAACCUUGGUCGAGAAAGCAGGCGACGGUGAUAUAUUGGCAGUGGGAGAGCUGAUCAACAGCAACAUCAAGCCGAAUAUUGCUUGUGGAGUGGCCGCUUCACGUGGCGGUCAUUACGAUAUUCUCAGCAUCCUUCUUGCCAGUGGCCUCAAAGCUGAUCCGGAUCCCUCGAAGCACAGCGAGACUCCCAUGUUGGUUGCCAUCGGUCGUGGUCACCUGAAAAUAGUAAACCUGCUUCUUGAACAGGACAAUUUUGACCCGACACGGAGGAACAGAGAAGGCAAGGCAUAUUUCGAGAUUUCCGAGGACCGACGAGGCCCUAAAUGGCAAGAAGAGAAGGACAUUCUGAAGGUUGCAUUCGACAAUUACAAGCACAAGAGCCCUAAGAGGACCCGGAAAGAUCCCUCUUUGACAUCGGCUGCUCGGUUCAAACGAAAAUCUCCACCUGCGCGUAGGGAGCGGUCAUCGUCACCACGAACUGAUAGCAAGCGUGCCCAAGCGGCCAAAAUGUCCACUGGCCAUCAAAAGUCGCGGAGACUGAUGUCCGGGAAAGAGAUGGCAAAUCGCGAGGUGAAACGUAGGAGGCGCGUUGUAGACGACGAAACCUCCGAAGAUGAUGAUAGCGAAGACGAAGUGCGGGCGCCAACGAAAAAAUCUGCGAAGCCACGAGCCCUUAGCGAAGGCGAGGAGCACAAGCCUGUAAAGAAGAUCAAAGUUCGAUCAGAGGAGCAGGACGUCUCAAAACGCACUGCGCGAGCCACAUCUCACGAUACCGAUCACGACCGACGACCCAAAACUGGCCCAAAGAUCAAAACAAGAGUCGAAAGGGUCUCCAGUGGCAAACACACGCCUGACCCCGACUCGCUUGAUGAGAAGAAACCAAUAAAAUCUAAAAUACGAUCCAGACCCAUCGAGGACGUGAAGGUGAAGAAGCGUCGGGAAUCGGAUGUUUCCGUUGAUGACGGCAGAAUGAAGAAGACUCCUACGGUCUCCGCGAAGUCAACCCCAGCACCUCUCGAGAAGGCUUCCACGCCAGAUGUUGUUGCGCGAGAGCGUAAGCAAGAGGAACGCAAGCAAGAGGAACGCAAGCAAGAGGAGCGAAAGCAGGAAGAACAAAAGCAAGCCGAAAAACAAGCAGCCGAAGCCAGACGGAAAGCUGCCGAGGACGCAGCACGAAAGCGUGAGGAAAAGGAGAAGGAGGAAGCAGCGCGUAAGGUCGCCGAGGAGGAAGCUAGAAGGAAGGCGGAAGCGGAAGCGGAAGCCAAACGAAUCGCAGAUGAAGAGGCGGAAAGGGUGCGCCGACGGGAAGCCGAAGAGGCAAAGCGGAGGGCUGAAGAGGAAGAGGAGAAACGCAAGGAAGCUCUCGAGGCGCAACGUUUAAGGGAACUUGCCGAACGGCAGCAUCGCAUAGCCAAUCUUCCACGAGCCUUGCGACGGGCUUGCGAGCUCGGAAACAAUCGUCCGCUCCAUUUCUCAGGCGAAGAACUAGGCAUAUCUGCAGUGUUCCUUCCAAUCUUCUACACCACAUCAGAAGACUUGCAGCCAGGCGGCUCGGCAGCAGGCAAAGUCUACAUUCCCUCCUUCCAAGUUGUGGGGAUCCUCGGUCUAAGAGAGCUCGAUCUUGCUCACCUAGAUGCUCCAUACUCCUCCUGGGACCGAAUUCCUUUCACUUCCAACCACCGCGAUCUUCUUCUUCGGCAGUACGACGUUGCCCUUCUCGCACAAGACUUUCGAUUCCCGAUGGAAGGAACGCCCGAUUUCGAUUACGCCCGGAUCCAGGAAAGCAUCAAGCAAGCUCGCCAGCAAUUCAUGAACAUGGAAGGGUUGUACUGGGUUGAAGACAAGGCUCUGUAUCCAGAAGCAGAAAAGGUGGAGAGCUUACAGCCUCUGCUCGAAGAGAUAAAAGAUGUGAGCAAGCGACGCAGAAUUCAUCUCGUCGAGCCUGAAGCCCAGCUACCAGAAAAGAAGCAUAAACCUCGGAAGAGUUUUAUGGAUACAGCUCUCGCAAAAAACGGCAUGAACGGGCUCGUUGGCAGUUGA
Molecule: messenger RNA, 3477 nt
Organism: Periconia digitata
Lineage: Eukaryota; Fungi; Ascomycota; Dothideomycetes; Pleosporales; Periconiaceae
Source: the annotation of a GenBank genome assembly